Messenger RNA from Gongylonema pulchrum, 300 nucleotides. NCBI's taxonomy places the organism in Eukaryota, Metazoa, Nematoda, Chromadorea, Rhabditida, Gongylonematidae. The record is from the annotation of a GenBank genome assembly.
GCCGCUCAGAGAGACAUUCCGAUUGAUUGCACUGCAUUUUUGGUACUGGAUUUCAAAAAACAUUUUGAAAACUAUUUCUUGUCGAAGGACCAGAGCACUAUAGUCGUCUUGCCGCCGCAGUAUAUAAAAUCUACUGAAUGCUUUUGGAUUAUGCCGCAGCUUGAAAAAGUGAUGGCACAAAAUGGGUCGAUUGCACUGUUUCGAAGUCAUCUCUUGAGUGAGCAAGAAUGUUGGAUUAUGGUAGAUCUGGACACAAUGGUAGUGGAUCGUAUAUCUGCACCUCUCAGAGUUGCCGAGUAA